Molecule: messenger RNA, 1023 nt
Organism: Hyaloscypha bicolor E
Lineage: Eukaryota; Fungi; Ascomycota; Leotiomycetes; Helotiales; Hyaloscyphaceae
Exons: 6
Coding region: 152-619 (155 amino acids)
Source: RefSeq, a predicted model, not a curated record
UUUGUAAUAGUUAUGAGCCCGGCGUACUAGCUAUAUACCUCUAUUAGCAAUUAGUAAGCGUUCUAGUAAUUGCGGUUAUUCUUACUAUGGUUAUAACCGCCAAAAGAAUACGUUUUACCUGUUUUUCUCAUCCUUUAUUCCUCUUUUUAGAAUGGCAGCUCUACUACGAAAUACUCUAUUAGCGAUAUGGGAUACGGAUAGGAGGCCGGAAGCAGAGAAGGGAGUACGACUAAGAGCUCCACGUCCAGCUCGUUUUGACGAUAUCAAGGAGGAAUACUCGUUCAGGCUCAAGGAGUACGCUAUUAAGCAGUCCAAUUGGUUAACGCAAAGCUCUCGGUAUCAGAAUAUCUGGGACUGGGUACGCCGUACGGUAGAACCUGCUCUGCUCGUACCACACCUUGAGUUGCUCGUUUCCCAGCAGAGGCUUUCUUUUCAGAACGUCUACCAAACUCUUAUACGAGCUCAAACCUACCGAGUUACAGAAGUCGAAGGAUUCCUGGUAAUUAAGGACUUUCUUCAAGUGAAGCCUGUUAAUUGCUCUAUUCUAGAGCUUGAUAUACGAGAACGCUUGGCAAGGGAAUACGAGAAGCUAUAUGGGCAGCUUGAGAAGAAGGGUUAGAUAAAGAAGGGAGGGAAGUUAAUAGGAGAUUUUGAGUAUUAAUGGUACGUAUAAUGUGGUUUCCUGGCUUUGGGCUUGCGGAGCCGUCCGGGGCUGGAGCUAGGCUUUUUUCCCUUUUUGAUUCUAUUAGCUUAAUAUAAGGUAUUAGGGAAUAACGGUUUCUUAGCUCUUAAUUAGGGUAGAUAGACCAUAUAUAUACUCCUUUUUGCUUUACUAGGGGUGCUCCGUAGGAGUACUUUACUAGCUAUUUCCUUUAUAUAUAGAAUUAGAAGCCUCUGGGGGGUAUAUUAUAUAGAUACGGGUACUAGAGAGCUUAGCUUUGCUUACUUAGCAGCCCCUUUUAUUUAGCUAGAUCCAGAGGCUCCCUUUAGAGCUUCUUUUAAUCAGAUAACUAUUUAUACAAA